Messenger RNA from Haliotis rubra (blacklip abalone), 1534 nucleotides. RefSeq lists its product as uncharacterized. The coding region runs from base 75 to 1310 and encodes 411 amino acids. Gene Ontology annotation, molecular function: G protein-coupled receptor activity. Gene Ontology annotation, cellular component: membrane. The transcript has 2 exons. Lineage: Eukaryota; Metazoa; Mollusca; Gastropoda; Lepetellida; Haliotidae. Gene Ontology annotation, biological process: adenylate cyclase-activating adrenergic receptor signaling pathway. The record is from RefSeq and is a predicted model, not a curated record.
CCAAUAUCCGACGCACAGAGUAGAAAUAGUAUACGCUUUCCUCGCAUGUAUCACAGUGCAAGACAGUCUUUUCAAUGUUGAGGCCCAUGCUGAGGUUAUCAGGCAUAACCUGGCUUAGCCAAUGCAUAACCAGUGCUGUUGUAACAUACGUCGUCCGGGUUAUCUAUAGAACACACAGGACAGACCGGCUUCGGCGUCACAGAUCAAGAGGGACUCGGAGCCAGAGCACCAUGGAUGAACGGUCACAACCACUAUCGGCCCGGCUGGUUAUGCCGCUAGCGGAUUUGUCCAACUCCACACUACUGACUGUGUCUGUGAUGUCACCAGCAUACCCCGUCCCUGAACACUACAUCAUCCUGGCUAUCGGUCACAUCCUUCUGACACUGUGGAUCUGCUUCUCCAACAUCUCCACCAUCAUCACCAUCGGGAUGGACUCUCAUCUCAGGACAGUCCCCAAGAACCUGCUCAUCAUCAACUCAGCAGCAACAGAACUCAUCGUCGGCCUCUUCUGUUGUCCGUUGUAUACAGACAGUCUUCUCCACGGAACUUGGAGGAACUCCCGAGGAGCUUGCAUCACCUAUGAGCUUGUAUUCUACAUCCAAGUCUGCAUUUCCGUCUUGUCAGUCCUCGUCAUUAAUGUCGAGCGAUUCUACUAUCUCUUGUCUCCCCGUAUGAUGGAUGGUUCUGGGAAGGGUAUCCUCACCUCAGUUCUCAUCCUUCUUCCUUGGGUUAUUGGCGUAAGUCUUGUAACUCCAAUGUACUCUGAAGGAAUCGCCAUGAACAACCUCCAGACUACAGACGCUGGGCACUGUGUCAUUCUCUGGAAAUGGAAAUUCCAGAUAGUCACCUGCUUUGCCAGUUUCUUUGCCCCUUCAUUUCUGGUGAUAUCAGUGAUGACAACAGUCGUCAUUGUCUACGUCAUCUUUGGGAUUCUGGCCAAGAGAGGAAACAGGGAAGUGGACACUGUGGAGAAGCCUUGCAGAGAGUCUCUACACACGGUCCUUCUGGCCAGUUUUGUGUGUGUGGGUAUGCUGUUCCCAGUCUUCUUCUGUCUCCUGAUGUACCUGUUCUGCAACCCCAACAACUCGUCCUGUAUCAGGUCGGACACUGUGUGGGGGAUCACCAUGUAUCUUGCGAUGAUCAAAUCUGGGGCGAUGCCUCUAGUGUGGCUUGUUUCAACUGAUAUCCGUCAUGCAGUGUUAUCAAUGUGGAACAGGAACAGGUGUACACCCAGACAGACCUUGCAGAGAUCCUACAGCUAUUCAUUAUCACUUGCUUCAUCUUCACCAAACACAGUUACUAGCUUCUAAACCUUGGAUCACAAAUGUCACGACAGACUUCUAGUCAUGGAUGGAAGUCAGAUGAACUUGUUUACAUUAGGUGAUUAGAUACAGAUACACCUGCCAUAAUAUACUGCUAUUUUCAUGACUAUAAAGGAAAAUGGAGGUACAAGUUUCUAAUAUUGUGAGAAUGCAUGUCAUAUGAGAUUUUUAUCAUUCACUUUGUCUUUUUGAAAGAAUAAACCUGAAGAUGA